CCGCCCGGCGGCUUGCGAAAUCGCGUAACAAUUAGCUUAUCGCGGUAUAAUUUCGCAGUAUCAACAGCGAGUGGCGGAAUCGCGCGUCCGCCGCACUGUUCUAGCCGCCGCCGUCGAAGUUUGUUGUGAUUCGCACGCGUGUUACGGACGUUCUUUCCGCCCGCCGCCUCCGCUUGAUGACUAGCCGCCUCUCUCGGGCUCCAUUCGACGUCGCUUUUAUUCAGCCGCUAGUGCAAUCUUGCGAGCCGACAUCGGACCCGCGAAUUCGAUCGUCUUCCUCUUUCCGUCGCGUUCGUUGAGCCGUAAUAGAGCACUAAAGCUCGAUCGGAUGUCUCUUAACAACGCACCACGUCAGCCGCAAACCGCAACUAUACUUCAUUCUUCACUCGCAUUCUAUGGAUAAACUAUGUGUCGGGACUGUGAUUAAGAAAGAGAGAUAGAGGACAGGGAAAGAGAACGAUAACUUGGCCGGCUUGAUCGAUGGUACGCGCGUACUCGAUUUCGAUCAUCGAAAGACUGUCGCCCGUCGACGUGAACUUCCGCACGAAAAUCGAAUCUAGCGCUAUAGCGCAUUUAUCGGGUGUGCAGACCUCUGCAUCCGCCAUAUUGCCUCAUUCGAAUUUUCAAAAAUUCAAGACUUCCGACUUCGAGCUCGAGCGUCUCGGAAAAUUCCGUUUCUUUCUCUUAUUUUAUGUUUUUUAUACGGAGUGCGUUGUUUGUUUGCGGUUAUAGAGCGGCGCAGUAGAUCGUCGCGCGUUUGAGAGAGUUGUCCGCGGAUGUUUUACCACUGUGCUGCAUAUCGGCGUUAGAUAAUAGCGAAUAGCAUUUGGUCCCAGUGAUAUGGAGAAUUUCCGUCGGUGCGGACGAUGACAAAGUUUUAUUUAUAUUAUUAGCGGAGGAUCUCGUUCCAUACACAUACACACACACACACACAGAAAGUGAGACGAAUCGCGUUCCCGUUACCGCAAUUAAUUUCAAUCGAUCGUUUCGUCGCGCGCGCUCGCGACCUUAUCGCGCUCCCGUUAUCGCCGAAUUAUAAAGAGGGAAAAAACUACGCUCUCUCUCUUUCUCUCUCUCUCUCUCUCUCUCUCUUCAUCGUUACCGCAAUCUUUAUUUAAUUAACUUCACCGCUACUCAAUCCCCCGCGGUCACGCGAGAACGAAACAUUAAUGCGCGCAGAGUUGAGCCGUUUGAUGCUGUCCCGUGAGACGUUGCUGCGCUUUGUAAGAAUAAGGAUGUCGAGGCGGCUGAGUUUCUAUGGUCUGGUAGGCCUGGCGUCCGUCUGCAUCUUCUUCCUAGCGUUUAAUCAGCGCUACAGCAGCUACCUUGAGCAUCGACUGCAGCCGGUGAUAUCGGUCAGUAAAAAUUCGGAGGUGGGGAUUGCUCUAAAAUUGAGUCACGCCAAACACGCUCUUUCCGAUGGAUGUUGAAAUAAGGCCACGGACUACAAAAAUUCAAGAACCAGUAACGGUAAGCCAGGCGUACAUCACAGGAUCCGCGGACAAUUCAACGAUUAACGAGAUUCAAGAUGUGAUUGAUCAGCAAAGAAGGGCGAUUAAACGGGAUAUGGAAAAUUAUGAAUAUCCAAACGGAAAGUAUGGAAUAAACGUGAGCAAACUCGAAGAUCUAGUGAUGGAACAGGGAGGAAGACCCAUGAGGAGCAUAAUUCUGACAAGUUGGAGAAGUGGCAGCACGUUUCUCGGCGAUGUGGUGAAUGCACAUCCAGCGAAUUUUUAUCAUUAUGAGCCGCUGCUUGACUACGGAAUCGUACAGAUUAGAGGGCCGCCGCUCGCUGACGAAUCAUUAACGAAGAUAAUUUCUCUGCUGAAAUGUGAAUUCAAAGAACUCGAUCGAUACCUGAACUACGGAAAGACUCAUCCCUGGGUUUUCAACCACAACACCCACUUGUGGCGACAAUGCCAGGCGCAUAAACGUAUCUGCUGGGAUCCGCGUUUUGUAUCCAGAUUUUGCCGAUUAUUUCCUUUCCAGUCGAUGAAGCUUGUACGGUUGAGGCUGCGCGCGGCGGAAAAACUGCUGGCUGAGGAAGAUUUAGGAGUGCGAUUAGUCCUACUCAUCCGUGAUCCGAGAGGCAUCCUGCAAUCUAGAAAGCACAGAGAAUGGUGCCCCGCCAAACCCGACUGCUCCGAUCCGACUCUGGUUUGCGCAGAUAUGGUAUCGGAUUUUAUCGCAGCGGUAGAACUCUCGAAAAAAUAUCCGCAUUCAUUCAGAGUGGUACGCUACGAGGACCUAUCCGUGGACCCCUACAAACACGUGAAGGAACUUUACAAUUUCUACGGCUUGGACUUCCACGUGAACGUGAAGCGAUUUCUGGACACGCACACCAAGAACGACGUGGGUGGCGUAUCGAGCACCUUCCGAAAUUCCAAGGUCGCGCCGUUCCACUGGCGGGCGGAUUUGGACUUUGAGGAGGUGCGCGAGAUACAGAAGGCUUGCGCGACCGCCAUGCGACUGUGGGGAUAUGUGAUGGCCUCAAAUUCCACCCACCAGAAGGACUUCGAUCCUAUCACGGACUACCGGCUCCAGUUGUGACAACUGGCGGAUCGCAUGCUCAAUGUAGAUAUGAUGUAUAGCGUGUCGGUAUAGCGAACGAAAUUGCGACACACAGUACAUAGUUUGUUUAAAUAUGUACGGAAAAGGUGCUAGCGGCCAUUCAUAAGAGAGACGACGUAAUGAACGUAUGCACGAAUGUCGAUUAAUCGGAGAAGGCCACCAAGUUUUCAACUUUGCGAGACCAAUUAAGACGAACCGUUCUUUCUAAAACAGAUCGACGGAUACAGAGCUUGUUCGUAAUUUUUCGACCGUAUGACAGCCUAAUACGUUUUGAAUCGAGGAUAUGUUGGGCACGAAGGAUAUACACCAAGUUCCUGAGACCCUGGUGUGUCGGCGAAAAUCCAUUGUCUAUCCAUAUCGACGCAAGUGUCGUCGCGGAUGCAUUCGAAAUGUUUCUAAAGGCUGUGAAUUUUUCGGAAAGUUAUUUCGUGUCAUACGUGUACACUUGUAAGAUUGCAGUUCAUUAUUAAGAAACGGGGGGUUAAUGGCGAAGAGGGUAUUAAUCAUCGAUAAUUGUGACACCCGAAAUCUUUUUGCGCGAGUUUAUCGAGUCUUGCAACAUUUCGAAUCAUCGGCAACGUUGAGAAUCUUAUAUCUGCGCUACCUGACGGAAAAACUUUCCACCGACAACAUUCAAUGUGAUUCAUAGAGGAAAUGCGAUCGCGAUAUCAGUUAACUCGUUCACCCUAUGGAACAUUCGAAUAUUGAAUUUCUUGCUCAUGUCGGCGCCCGCGAUGUUUCAAGAACGAGAACGUGUCGAGAACGAGAACACCGAGUUUCCAUUCUACCGGCCUUCGUUCGACGCGGCCGACGAUCAUCGAGAAUACGGACGCGACCAACUUGCGCGAGCGCGUAAUUUUUAUAACGUACGACACGGUCGUAUAGCACUGCACAUUUUAGAUAUAUUAUAGAAUUAUAUCAUCGUGAGCUGUUUGCUGGCGAGACUUAGAUCAUAAGAUACCUUUUCGAAUCUUUACACGCUAUCGAUUAGCAGUCAGGACUGACAACCUGUCCGGUACACACUUCGUUAUGUAUUAUAGUGCAAUUACGUUACAUUAUAUAUGUGUACUCGCGCGAUUGUACUUCUCGCGUCCUUGCAUUGUACGCACCGGGCACUAUAUUAUCGUCUGCUCUCUGUGUGAAUCGAUCAAGAUUUAUUAUAAUGUGCAUUCACUUAAAAAUUUUAGUAUUAUAAUUUCGAUAGAUAUAUUAUUACCUUGAUAGUAUUAUUAUUAGAGUUUGGACAGUGAGGAGCUAAAAGCUGGGCAUUACAGUCAUGUUUGUGGCUAAAGGAUAAUUCCUGGUUAGAAUUUCACGUCCCUAAUUUUCACUCUAAUUAUCAUUUUCCUCGUUAUAUAAUCGUUAAAUAAUUAUUUUAUCGUAUACAUUGGGGAUGGGUCAAAACUUAAAAUCGAAACUUUAGAAGACCUCGAAACUCUUCAAACCUGAAAUGCUAAAACGGAUAAUUAUGCAUAAAAUGGAUCCAAUGCUUAAAAAUUAAUGUGUAUACAUAUGUGAUUGUAUAUAUGAUGGAAAAUUAAAAUUGUUUUACGUCAAUAAAAAUAAUACUUAAGUGUAGAAAACACUUUUGUUUUAGCGAAGAAAAGUGUAAUUAUAUAAUGACCUGUUUUAUGCAUCAAUUGUCAAAAGUACUUUUCGUUAAAAUUAAAAAUUCAACAAAAUUUUAUCAAAAAAUUAAGUGCUUAAUACAGAAACUGAAAAUUAGAUAAUUUUUCGGAUCGCAUUAAAUUUUUAUUAAACAUAAUUAUAGAUGGAAAUUAAAUGAAAAUAAUUAUUUUUGAGCGCGUGUAUAUAAAAAAAACUAAAAAACUAAAAUUCUUAUCAACUCUAUUUCUUCCAAUAGUUUUUCAACUUUCAACUUUCUUUUUGAAAACGGCAUCUCUGUCUCAGGUUUCGAGAAUCCUCGAGAAACGUUUCAAAGUUUCGAGUAUCCCAUUCUUAGUAUAUACAACCUCCCCCUCUAGAGUAUAAAAUGAAAACGAAGAAAACAGAAUGUUUUCUUAUAUAUAAGUAAAAUCUUGCAGUAAUCCGUUUCGGACAAUGUUGGUAUGUCAUCGAUUGAGAUUACUAAUGAAGUGUAAAUUCGUAGUACCAUUUUUGUGCGGUCUUGCGCUGUUACGUUUACGCGGAAUGGGUAUCUAGUCCAAAAGGAACGCAUAUUACUUCGUAUUUUGUACUUUAGACGUAAUAUAAAGGUUCCAAUAAAAGAAUCGUAUUUCUACGGA
This is a messenger RNA of Harpegnathos saltator (Jerdon's jumping ant), 4817 nucleotides long. Its product is annotated as carbohydrate sulfotransferase 5. Gene Ontology annotation, molecular function: N-acetylglucosamine 6-O-sulfotransferase activity. NCBI's taxonomy places the organism in Eukaryota, Metazoa, Arthropoda, Insecta, Hymenoptera, Formicidae. Gene Ontology annotation, biological process: N-acetylglucosamine metabolic process; sulfur compound metabolic process. The record is from RefSeq and is a predicted model, not a curated record. Bases 1420 to 2550 code for a protein of 376 amino acids. The transcript is spliced from 8 exons.